GCUCAUCCAAUCUAAAGGGCAGAAGCCACCAAGAGAUUGUACAUGUUACAGAAGCAUGAGAAUCAAUGGUUUCCUCGUCCUCCAAUCAACUAAAAUAUAGGUUACUUAGGAGAUUGUUGCAGGAUGUGCUGACAAUGUGAUGGCCGUAUUAUUAUUCGUGAGCAGGGGUUUCUUUAUAUCGAAAGAAUUUCGAUCAGAUCUCGAUAACUCAAGUGUGACCGCGGGAAAAGUCGACUAUCUACUUCCGGACCAUCAAGUUGUCUGAGUAGACAGAUUGUUCUUGUUAUAUAUAAUAAAAUUGAAAUGGCACCAACGUGAGAGACGGUGAAAUAAAGUAAGCAGAGCGUGAUGGAGCUCCACCGAGAGAGAAGAGGUUAUGAGGGUACACUAAGCAGAGCGUGAUGGAGCUCCACCGAGAGAGAAGAGGUUAUGAGGGUACACUAAAAUGAUCUUGAUGCUGCUUUAGAUUGAGUAGUUAUAGUAAGGCAAAAGAAAGUAGAAACCACAAAAAAUGGAAAUGCCUUCAUCCAUGUCCUAAACCGGAGACAACUUCGAGGAGAUGUCGUUUCUCAACAUCUCCUCGAUAUUUAGGUCGUUGCGUCGAUUCUCGCUGCUCAUCUUCCUCCUCCUAGACUUAAGGAUAGGCUAAAGGUGCUUUCGUUACCGUUUGUUAUGGGUCUCCUAAGGGGGACAGCCAUAACAAGCGGGAUAAACGAACACGACCAAAAACUUCCAAUAGACUUGAACUCCCUGACAGCGGACGCGGUCCGGACCAUCGUCUUCUCCUACGAUCGUCGGGAUGCUGAUGAAGUGCCUUGGCUGUCCGGUUUUCGAGAGGUCAACGGCCUCUACGCCUAUCGAUGGGACUACGAGUACAGGUUCUACGACAAAAGCCGCUUCGCAGAAGCAAUGACCCAAACUUGGAUCAAGGUUUUCCAAGGGUACCAGAUCUUGGUGGAUGAAUUCGGAUCGUGCGGGAGCGAUCCUCUGGAGGAAUUGCGGGAUAUAUUGGGGGAGAAGUACUUUGAGGAAAUCCAUAGAGGAGGUAGUGCUGGUGAUGUUGAUCAUUACUUUGCUGAUGCGAGAGAUGAUAAGGCGCGGCUUAGACUUGGUGAUGACGAACACUCAGAGUCGGACACGACGGCGACGACAUCAACUUCAGAGACUUCUACAUCUUCAUCUCUAGUACAACAAGAACUUCAAUACUUGAAAGAUCAAGGUAGUGCCACACUGGGCUUUGGAGACUUUCGGAAACCUCAAGACUUGGACAAAUGUGAAAACGACUUCCAGAUCAUGUUUCUAGACAGCGACGCAGUUUGGCAUGCGCAUGAAGUGAGUGUCGAAAGCCUCUUUCCAGAAAGAUUGCAAGAAAAAGGUGGCUUCAUUGCUACAGCAGCAGAUGUUCAUGGCAUCGCGGUGCCUGUGCCGCAUACGAAUGCCUGGGUUGCAAGAGGCGCUAAAGGUAGGGAGCUGUUGAGAAAAUGGCGGUAUCAGUACAAGUAUGUGCGGCAUAUGUGGCGCGUCGCGAGUAAGGAGGAGGAUGGUGAGGAAUUUUUCAAAACUUGUAGUGGCGAAAAGAAGUGGAUAUGCACGAACUAUGUUCUGAGGUAUCAACCUGAGAAGGACACCAGCACGUCGCCUGGAACGAGAAUAACUUCAGACUACAGCACCAAAGCCGCUACAACUACAAGCACUGACUCUAGUACCACAUCAACCCGCGCAGUCUACGCUGGUUAUCUACCACCUGUCGAGGCCUACGCGCCGAUAGAAAACGGACGAAAUGGACGUCCGCAUAAGCCAGGCGAGAGCGACUGCAUUUACCCCUAUCACGGGUGGGAUCCGCUUUCUCUGAUGUCCUUGAUCGCAGAGUCAGCCUAUUGGGAUUCCACCACAAGUCAAGUCAUGUUUGACGGCUUCGAAAUUCCACCAUGGUCACGGAUGAACCUGCCGUCACCCUGGAGCUUGGCGGUGAGAGCGAUACCUCCUGAAGAAGAGGUUGCUUCUGGCGCUGUAAAAGCAGUCGAUGCUUCAUCUUCAGACUCUGACUCAUCUUCAAGCACGACAACAACUAACUCAAACUCAUCAACAUCAUCAAGUCCGGGUCAUCAUUACUUGACAGUUGAGAACGACGACACUGAAAUGAUCGCAAGGAACAACAGGUUCUACAGAUGGUGGUCGAAGCGGAGGAGUGGGAUUGAGGCUGCAAAAUUUUGGACUUCUGCUCCUGGAGAGGAACCUUUGAGACCAGGAGGAAGUAGAAAAGGAGAAGUGGAAGUCCACAUAUCGGAAUUAUUGUUAAGGCUCAGCUUUCUGCUUUCAUUGGUCAUUGAGGUUAGUCACUGAAAGAGGGACCCCUUGAGAGAACAGGGGAAAACGAAGGGAAAACAAAGGGAGAGACGUGGUCGUGGAGCCCUUUUCACUCAGUAUCAGCGACCACGGAUUGCUGACCUUUAAUAUUAGGCAAGAAUGACCAGAGUGACAGUGCAGCGAAUGCGGCGGCGGCGACUAAGAUAGGGGUUCGGACGAGGUCAACAUCUAGUCGUGAAGAUGAGACCACCACGAACGACACAGUUGUAGCGGCCUCUCUUUCACGGGCACCUUCUUUGCGCGCAACGUUCAGCAUGCGCCGACCGCUGCUCCAACAUGCGGGUGACGACGACUCAAACAAGAAGAUGCUGCAAGCUUACAAUCAGAGGGGAGUGAAAACAAAGCAGACACUAUCGGCGGAUACGGUAGUCACCGGGUUAGCGAUAAGGGAAGUGAAGAUUAUGGUGAAAGUGAAUGACGCCUACCAAUCACAGACUAGGUUAACUCUUUAUGAGAUUCGAGAAUUACAAAGAAGUACUGACUUUAUGCACCGAAACCCCUUUCAUGACACAGAACGCAGGCGGCGCAACACAAGUAUCGAGCACAGGAGAAGCGCUGUAUCCUGUCCGGUGGGUCCUCUGUACACAUUUUCACUGGAAGAAUCGAGCAAACUACACCGGACAUGACUGUUAUGUUCCACGAGGAUGAUUCAAUUUCAAGUGUGGAGGAGGAGCGUAUCUUUGCCAACGAGAGACAGUGUCUCCUCAAAUAACUACUGUUAUUUUGUUGGACGAAGAUGAUUCAAUUUCAAGUGUUAAUGAUGAGAUAGAAGAGCAAGAGGCCAGAUAUUCAGCAUUUUCAAAGUCACUCAAAUCUUCAGCUUUUAUAACACGUCUUCACUCUAACUUGGCAAUAGAGAACGCUACACGCCACUGACGUUCCUGUUUUUCACUUCCGAAUACAUGGCGCGACAUUGGCCUCAAGUGAAAGGUUUCCGUAGCAGACCAGGUUGGCUAAACCGGAUAGAGGAGUUGUUAUGGGAGGAAAGAUGUUCUAUUUCCUUACAGGGCUUUCAAUGCUAAUCUACGUUCUUUUCCCCUCUAAUUCCCCCAGUGCGUAGUUUUCCCCUAGUACUAUGUAGUUUACUUGUGAUCUAAGUACUUCGUUAUCAAGUUCAACAUGAUGUUGUAAGUAAGUCUUACGUGGUGUUUCACUUUCUUUUAGGCCCUCUAAUCCCCAAAUCACGGAAAGAACAGAUGGAAACCUUAAAGGCAGCAAACCGCACUCUCCUGGAGAAGCACUACAUAGAGCCGGAGGCUGCGCAGCGAGGGAGCAAAGUCACGCUAUUCGAGCGAUGGGGUUACGCGGGUCUCUUGAAGUACCUGCAUCAAGCGCCAGUCGAACAAAGCCAAUAUCCAACUUCUGAUUUGGAAUUGUUCAAGAUCAUAAGGGAGGUUUAUCCGAGUAGCGGAAUCUUGUUUGGAGCCAGCGAAGGGGAGACAGAUGAGGUGGGUAGUCCUGGAGCUGAGGGAACAAAAGACGAAGCACCAUGGAUGCUGGCAUCGGAAGACUAUCGGCCGAGGCUGGAGAACGCACAGGUGGAUUUGGUUCGGUACUUGCAAGAGAGACUGGAGAACAGAAUACCGCCACCGGUGGCUUCCACGACUACUAUUUCUGCUACAUCAUCAGCAACAGGAGUAGGUGAUGGGUGGAAGAACGAUACGGAGAAACUGGUAGAGUAUCUUUCAGCGAAUCAAGCGGAAGGUGCGCUUGUUUUUGACGUUGCUAUGGGGUAG
Messenger RNA from Amoebophrya sp. A25, 4103 nucleotides. The record is from the annotation of a GenBank genome assembly. NCBI's taxonomy places the organism in Eukaryota, Dinophyceae, Syndiniales, Amoebophryaceae.